Sphenostylis stenocarpa is the source of this 1629-nucleotide messenger RNA. NCBI's taxonomy places the organism in Eukaryota, Viridiplantae, Streptophyta, Magnoliopsida, Fabales, Fabaceae. The record is from the annotation of a GenBank genome assembly.
AUGGAACUUACACAAAUUAACCAAGUUCAUAAGCUUCUCACAGCAUUUGUGUUGUUCUUUCUUGCAAGUUUGGCUUUGUCUUUUCCUUUAGAGCCAGAAGACAAAAAUAGGCAAUGGCACAUGACUUCAGAUGUUAAGGAAGUAGCAGGCAAGUCUUAUGACUACAUAAUAGUGGGGGGAGGCACAUGUGGUUGUCCGUUAGCUGCUACUCUAUCAGAGAAAUUCUCUGUGCUACUCAUUGAAAGAGGUGGUUCACCGUAUGGGAAUCCCUUGGUGAUAGAUAGAAGAUACUAUGGUAUUCCAUUACUUAAGACUGAUAAAUACAUGUCAGUGGCACAAAGUUUCAUUUCACAUGAUGGAGUUGACAAUGUGAGAGGAAGAGUUCUGGGGGGAUCAUCAGCCAUAAAUGGGGGUUUUUACAGUAGAGCAAGUGAGGAAUUUAUAUGCAAAGCUGGGUGGGACAAGAAGCUGGUCAAAGAAGCUUAUGAAUGGGUGGAAUCAAAGGUUGUCUUUCCUCCUUUUUAUCUCUCCCCAUGGCAAUCUGUUGCUGAAUUCAGCAUACUUGAAGCAGGAGUUUUACCAUACAACGGAUUCAGUUUGGAACAUAUCAAGGGAACCAAGAUUUCUGGUAGUGUGUUUGAUGAAUUUGGAAAGAGACACACUUCGGCAGACCUUCUGAAUGCAGGGAACCCAAAGAACCUCACAGUUCUUCUAAAUGCCACAGUCAAGAGUAUCAUCUUUCAUCACAAUAGAUACAGGAAUGAAACCAGAGCUAAGGGUAUAAGUUUCAUGCAGAGCAAUGGCACAUUAGAUGAAACGCAUGAAGCCUACAUAAAAGAAGUCCAGAAUUCAAGUUCAAGGGGUGAUGUCAUAUUGGCAGCGGGUGCAUUGGGUAGUCCCCAACUUCUGCUGCUAAGUGGCAUAGGGCCAGAUGAACAGCUAAGAAGGUUCAAUAUAUCAUCAGUGCGUGACAUGCAAGGGGUUGGGAAAGGAAUGCAAGACAACCCUUGCAUAGCAGUUUUGGUGGAUUCUAAGCCGCAGAAUAGGCUUCCUGAUCCACCUCAAAUUGCUGGCAUAACAGAUGACUUCAAAAUCAUAGUUGAAGCAUCAAUACUUCCUCUAAGUUCCAAUUCUUCAAGGGUUAAUGUUGCUGCCAAGAUAGCGAUGCCUACUUCAAAAGGGGUACUUGAGCUGAACAACACAGACCCCAGGCUGAACCCUUCUGUGAGGUUCAACUAUCUAGCAAGCGAAAAUGACAUGGAAGAAUGUGUCAAGAUGACAAAACUGCUUGAAAGAAUUGCAAGGUCAAAGUCUAUUGCCUUUUUUCUAGGAGAGUCACGGCAAGAAAAAAUGACAUCUGCUGAUGUUGAUCUAAGAAACUUCUGCAAGAAGAAUGUGAGAACAAUCUAUCACUAUCAUGGGGGUUGCACCGUUGGAUCAGUUGUUGAUGAGCACUACAAGGUUUAUGGUAUAAAGGGAUUGAGAAUAUUGGAUGGCUCAACUUUUUCAGAGUCACCAGGCACAAACCCAAUGGCCACCCUUCUCAUGCUAGGAAGGUACCAAGGACUCAAGAUUCUAUGCGAAAGGGAUGCAGUUUCUGACUCAAAUGUCCAAGACAACCCAAAAUGA